Molecule: messenger RNA, 1261 nt
Organism: Malurus melanocephalus (red-backed fairy wren)
Lineage: Eukaryota; Metazoa; Chordata; Aves; Passeriformes; Maluridae
Gene: DNAJC9
Product: DnaJ heat shock protein family (Hsp40) member C9
Exons: 5
Coding region: 128-916 (262 amino acids)
Cellular component (GO): nucleus; cytoplasm
Molecular function (GO): heat shock protein binding
Source: RefSeq, a predicted model, not a curated record
UCUCAAACGCCGGCACCRCCCCUCAGCUUCCCCCGCGGGCUCUUCCCGCCCGGCGCAGCCGCGGAUCCGCAGUCCGAGAGCGGGCUGGGCGGGAAGGACGGUGCUGGAUCGGUGCCGGCGGCGCGGGAUGGCGCUGCCGCAGCAGUGCGAGGCCGCGUUCGGCACCGCGGACCUGUACGGCGUGCUGGGCGUGCGGCGGGGCGCGUCCUCGCAGGAGAUCCGCCGCGGCUACCACCGCGCCUCGCUGCGCCUGCACCCCGACCGCGUCCCGCCCGAGCAGAAGGAGGAGGCCACGCGUCGCUUCCAGAUCCUGGGCAAGGUGUACGCCGUGCUGAGCGACGAGAAGCAGCGCACGGUGUACGAUGAGACGGGCAUGGUGGACGAGGACGCCGAGGCGCUGCAGGACGGGCGGGACUGGCUGGAGUACUGGCAGCUGCUCUUCAAGGUCACUGUGAAAGACAUCGAAGACUUCCACAAGAACUAUAAAAACUCGGCRGAAGAGCUGGCUGAUGUGAAGGCAGCAUACCUGAAUUUCAAGGGUGACAUGGAUCGGAUCAUGGAGUCUGUGAUGUGUGUGGACUACACCGAUGAGCCCAGGAUACGGGAGAUGAUACAGGAAGGCAUCAACUCGGGGGAGCUCCCRUCCUUCAAGGCUUUCGUAAAGGAGUCGAAGCAGAAGAUGAUGUCCAGAAGAAAGCGGGCAGAAAAAGAAGCUAAAGAGGCAAAAAAGACUAAAGAUGAACUCGGCCUUGGUGGAGAAAAUGACUUGCAAGCGCUGAUUAAAAGCCGAAGCAGAGAUCGAGAGAAGGAAAUGGAUAACUUCCUGGCCCAACUGGAAGCAAAAUAUGGGAACAGUGCUAAGAAAGGAGGRAAAAAGACCCCAGCCAAGAAAAGAAAGGCAGAAGGAACAGCAUAGACUGAAUUAAUGGGUUUCAUUUUGUAUAGAAAUGUAGAUUUGGGAGAAUUUUGGAUGUUUUCUGGUCUUUUGUUUUGGACUGUGCAUUGACUGGCUGUAACUGGGAGGUGUGACAUGGAAUGCAUCCUGAACAAGGAAGACAAGGCAUUCCUGUGCUACUGUUCCAAAUCAGUGUAGAUCCAUGUGUGCUACUCACACAUUUCUUCUGUAACAAACCUCCUACUCUUUUCAAAAGUCUUGCGCCUCAACUCAACUGGUGUUUUUCAGAUAUUCCAGUAGUUUUAUAAAAAUAGUUUGGAAAAUUGCAGAUUUAAUAAACGUGAAGUUGUUUUCUUUUUUUCCAGA